Molecule: messenger RNA, 1998 nt
Organism: Paralichthys olivaceus (Japanese flounder)
Lineage: Eukaryota; Metazoa; Chordata; Actinopteri; Pleuronectiformes; Paralichthyidae
Source: RefSeq, a predicted model, not a curated record
AUGCGCUUUGAGAGCAUCUUGGAAGGCUUGUUUGGGCCGGGACUAGUCAAAGACAUCACUCUAUUCCAAGACUGCGAGCCGGAGGAAGUGUCUGACUGGUCCUUCGAUGAAAACUGUCUCUUCUGCUGCUUAAGACGUGAGAAAAUCAAGGACCACGGUGUAGAGAACGGUGGAGGCAGCCAGGUGCUGUCUGAGUGUGAAGACUUCAAGCGGGAGCAGUCUCGGAUCAGCCGGCUGGAGAGACAGGCCCAAGACUUCCUCAAUGCUGUGUUCCACAGAAAAGACCUCCCAAGUUUCUCAGACCCUCACAUUCCUCUCGUGGCUCGUGAGAUCAUGCAGCGAAUGAUCCGCCAGUUCGCUGCCGAAUAUACCUCAAAAACUACUCAGGACGACCUGCCCCUGCCCAACGGCACCAUGAAGGACCAAAGCCUACCGAUAGCGGCGUCUCUGGCCCCGGGCCCCUGCUCCCCACCCGGGCCCCUGCCGGCACCGAGCUCCCCUCCAUCGUCUGCCUCCUCCUCCCCAUCCCCGACCCCGGGCCCAGGCCUCAGCCCCACUGCCGCUGCUGCCGCCUCAGCACCCACCUGCACCCAGAGCAGCAACGGCACGGGAGCCAGUAACGGUGGAGGAGGGGGUACGGCUGCCGCCUCUGCACAGAAUCCCGUCCUCAGCAAGCUUCUCAUGGCCGACCAGGACGGCCCGCUGGACCUCACCGUGAAGAAGAACCAGGCCGACUCAGAGCCCAGCCAGCAGGGUGAGAAUGGCGUCCUGGACCUCUCCACCAAGAAGAACAACAGCGCAGACGGCCACAAAACCUCGCCCGGCUUCCCGCCUGCGUCUGGGGGCAAAGGACGUUCCCUCAAAGUGGAACAUACCCUGCCCGAUGUGGACGAGGAGGACGCCCUUCUGCAGAAAAGCUUGCAGGACGGACUGAGGGAGAACCACGUCAGCUCAAACUCCUUCAAGCCGCCACUGGCCCGCUCACUGCGCAUCAAGGAAGAACUCCUCAGCCAGAAGCACCGCCUCCUGAGCCAGCCUGCUGCUCUCUCAUUGGCUAAUCUAGAGUCAGCUGGCUUGCUCAAUCAUGGGCAGUCCCAAUCCUUGCUUAGCCAGAAGGGCUCCUCCUCUUUCUGGGGAAGCAAGGCCCACCUGGAGAGCCUGAUGAAGCUGAAACAGGCCAGUGGAGCUCUGAGCGGGGCCCUCAGUGACCUUAAAGACCUGCCUACAUUCCUGGAGAAUCACCACCACAACCACCAUGGAGCCUUUUCCAUCAAGAGUUCCCUUCUCCAUCACCACCACAAUCAGGUCUCCAAGGCCCAACACCACCACCAAAACGAGGGCAAGAGAGACCAGGGCCACUCACCUCCUGUCGACCUUAAGAUCCCCCAGGUUCGGGGCAUGGAUCUCUCCUGGGACUCCCAUGCCUCUGAGCUGUAUGGCUACGGCAGCAUGGGGGUUGGGGGUGGUGGGGAUUCUUCCCUGAGCCGGAAGUUGAGAGCCAUCUUGCCCAAGCAGAACCGCCGGGGAUCGAGCCUCGGAAGCCUGCUGGAUGGGGCGGCUGACUACUGGAGCUCUGACUUGGAGCACUCCAUCUCUGGUCCAGCGUACUCCACCUCCGACGUUGAAGGGGACCCGAACUCCAAGCAGCCACGGAAGAAGAGGGGCCGUUAUCGCCAGUACAACAGUGAGAUCUUGGAGGAGGCCAUCACGGUAGUGAUGAGCGGGAAGAUGAGCGUAUCCAAGGCUCAGAACAUGUACGGCAUCCCGCACAGCACCCUAGAGUACAAGGUCAAAGAGCGCAUGGGAACCCUGAAGAACCCCCCAAAGAAGAAGCUCAAGCUCAUGAUGAAGAUGGAAGCGGGAGGCCAGGAUUUUCCCGCCGAAUCGGAGAACACACCAACCUCAACCCCGCGAGACGACGGCCCACCUCUGGCAGCUGCAGAGCUCAAGGACAAUGUCAAAGAAGAGAUUGAUGACAAUUUCAAACCAAUCGACUAA